AUGAGAAAUUUGGAGUGCCAAAUGGGACAACUUGCCAGUGCCCAAAAUACUCGACCAGUUAGAGCUCUUCCAAAGUCAGAAUCAGAAAAAUCAAAGGAGUCUGAGAAGCUAGUUGAAGAGGCGGUGGCUAAGCAACCCCCACCAUUAGUUGUCAGGCCACCACCUCCGUUUCCUCAAAAAUUGCAGAAAGUGAAGGAUAAUGCCGCGUAUAAAAAAAUUCUUGAUAUUUUGAAGCAGGUGCAAAUAAAUAUUCCACGGGUAGACAUCCUGCAAGAAGUUCCCAAAUAUGCAAAAUACAUCAAGGACAUAGUGGCAAAUAAAAGGAGGCCGACUGAAUUCGAGACUGUGGCACUCACUGAGGAAUGUAGCUCUAGAAUCCAAAGCAAGCUACCUCAGAAAUUGAAGGAUCUAGGAGUGAUUGAAGAUGUGUUAGUUGAAGUGGGUUCUUUCAUAUUCCCUGUUGAUUUUAUUAUCUUGGACUAUGAGCCUGAUCAGGAAAUCCCAUUUAUUUUGGGGCGUCCAUUCUUGGCCACAGGCCGAGCUAUUAUUGAUGUAUACGAAGGAAAUAUGACGAUGAGAGUAGGUGAUCAAGUGGAGUUUGAGGAGUUGGGCAGGCCUGUUACACUGACCCUCCCUAAGCCAUCUAUUGAGGAAGCUCCAAAUAUAGAAUUAAAACCCCUUCCAGUACAUCUUUGUUAUGCUUAUUUGGGGAACUCUGAAACAUUGCCAGUAAUUAUCUCGUCCAGCCUGACUAAUGUACAAGAAGAAAAAUUUCUCAGAGUACUUCGCAAGCAUAAAAAGGCUAUAGGGUGGACAAUUGCUGACAUCAAAGGAAUCGGUCCAUCGUUUUGCAUGCAUAAAAUCUUUCUGGAAGAUGGACACUGCCCCAUUGUUGAGAAGCAUAGGAGAUUGAAUCCUAUCAUGAAAGAAGUCAUGAAAAAGGAAAUCGCCAUAUGCCUAGAGGAUCAGAAGAAGACCACUUUUACUUGUCCUUAUGGAACUUUCGCCUUCAAGCAAAUGCCAUUUGGUCUUUGUAAUGCACCAGCUACUUUCCAGAGAUGCAUGAUAGCUAUUUUCACUGAUAUGGUAGAAACAUUUGUGGAAGUUCUUAUGGAUGAUUUUUCAGUCAUUGGGUCUUCUUAUGAUGAUUGUUUGAAGAAAAUUUUGCUAGGCCAGAGGAAGGACAAAAUGUUUUAUUCAUUCUACUAUGCGAGUAAGACUCUUAAUGAUGCGCAGCUGAAUUACACCACCACCGAAAAGGAGUUGUUAGCUAUGGUGUGGGCCUUUGAGAUAUUUUGGGCAUACUUGGUGGGAACAAAAGUCAUAGUCCAUACCGAUCAUGCAGCAAUCAGGCUAGAAAAUCACAACCACGUGGAGGAGGGUAGCCAAAUUAAAGAAGUAUUUCCUGAUGAGCAACUUUUUGCUAUCAACCAAGACCCUCCCCCAUGGUACGCGGACUAUGUGAAUUAUCUGGUGAGUGGGGUACUUCCUCCUGAAAUUGAAUCUGAAGCUAGAAAGAGGUUUCUACAUGAUAUGAACUUUUACUAUUGGGAUGAGCCAUAUUUGUACAAGCAGUGUGCUGACCAAAUGAUGAGGAGAUGCAUACCUGAAAAGGAGGUCAAACUAGUGUUGUAUGAUUGUCAUGCAUCACCCUAUGGGGUCCAUUAUGGAGGCGAUAGAAUAGCUGCAAAAGCUAAAUAUGGAGUCCGCCCUAGAGUUGCAACUGCAUAUCAUCCUCAAACAAGUGGACAAGAAGAGGUGUCUAAUAGAGAAAUAAAGCAAAUCUUAGAGAAGACG
Messenger RNA from Nicotiana tabacum (common tobacco), 1797 nucleotides. Lineage: Eukaryota; Viridiplantae; Streptophyta; Magnoliopsida; Solanales; Solanaceae. The record is from RefSeq and is a predicted model, not a curated record.